Messenger RNA from Rangifer tarandus platyrhynchus (Svalbard reindeer), 3783 nucleotides. NCBI's taxonomy places the organism in Eukaryota, Metazoa, Chordata, Mammalia, Artiodactyla, Cervidae. The record is from the annotation of a GenBank genome assembly.
AUGGGCACUGGGGAUUUUAUCUGCAUUUCCAUGACCGGAGGGGCGCCCUGGGGGUUCCGAUUGCAAGGUGGCAAGGAGCAGCAGCAGCCCUUACAAGUAGCCAAGAUCAGAAGCCAGAGCAAAGCCUCCGGGUCUGGGCUCUGUGAGGGGGAUGAAGUGGUUUCUAUCAAUGGCAACCCUUGUGCAGACCUCACCUACCCAGAAGUCAUCAAGCUCAUGGAGAGCAUAACAGACUCUCUCCAAAUGCUCGUCAAAAGACCAUCCAGUGGAAUAAGUGAAACUUCGAUCUCUGAAACUGAAAACAAAAACCAGGAGAAUGUCACCCAUGAAGGGUACGUGGAAAGUACCACCCUGCAGAUUCGGCCAGCCACGAAGAGCCAGUCCAGAGAGUUCUACGUUGUCCCGGUCAAGAGCGGAGCUCCCCUAGCUGAGGAGCAAGCGAGUGGCGCUGGUUUUUCUGGGCGCACUAAAGAAGAAACAGGCCUGGCCUCUUACACGUCUGACUCUGAAAGUGGACGCUUCCCAGAGGAGAUUAUCUUCAGUGAGAAGGCAGACGCAGGGCGGCCAGGCACUGUGGUUGAGCUGCAACUGUCCCUGUCACAAGAGAGACGCAAGGGCGCGAGAGCCGCUGUCGUGGCUCUCCUGGGGGCAGAAAAAUCUAAGUCUCCUGACCCAGAGCCUGAUUUACAACACGACGGGCUUGUCCACACAAAUUCUGCCCCCACUAGUGAGAAAGAGGACCCUCCUCUGAGGUCCAGCAAGAUAAUCCAGAUCUCCAGUGGCCAGGAGCUGAGCCUGACCCAGGGAAGUGAAGCGGCCGCCCCGGGGCUGCCCCGCCUGGAGGUGAUCUUGGACUGCUCUGACAGGCAGAAGACGGAAGGGUGCAGGCUUCAGGCAGCAGAGGGGUGUGUGGCUCCUCCAGUGGAAGGAGGGCCGUCAGAAGCACCUCCUUCUCUGGUAUCCUUUGCAGUCUCAUCAGAAGGCACAGGGCAGGGAGAAGAUCCACGCUCAGAAAGGGAUCACAGCAGACCUCACAAGCACAGAGCGCGCCACGCACGGCUCAGGAGGAGUGAAAGCUUAUCAGAAAAGCAGGUGAAAGAAGCAAAAUCUAAAUGCAAAAGCAUUGCCCUCCUUCUGACAGAUGCCCCCAACCCCAACUCCAAGGGGGUGUUGAUGUUUAAGAAGCGUCGUCGGAGGGCCAGGAAAUACACCCUAGUCAGCUACGGGACUGGUGAGCUUGAGCGAGAGGCAGAGGAGGAGGAGGAGGAAGACGGCGACAAGGAGGAUCCAUGUGAAGUAGCAUUUCUGGGCGCGAGCGAAUCGGAGGUGGAUGAAGAGUUGUUGUCUGACACUGACGACAACACACAAGUUGUGAACUUUGACUGGGAUUCUGGUCUAGUGGACAUUGAAAAGAAACUGAGCAGAGGGGACAGGAUGGAGAUGUUGCCAGACACCACCGGCAAGGGGGCCCUCAUGUUCGCCAAGAGGAGGGAGAGAAUGGAUCAGAUCACAGCCCAGAAAGAGGAGGAGAGGGUGGCUGGAGGGCCAAGCAGAGAAGCAGAUGCCGCCCAAACAGAUGGCCUGAGGACCGUGACGUCUUACCAAAGGAAGGAAGAAGCGUCGGUGAGAGCGCAGAGCUCUGUGAGCAGAAGCUACAUUGAGGUGAGCCAUGGUCUCGGCCACGUGCCCCAACAGAAUGGCUUCACUGGGGUGUCUGAGGCAGCAGAGGCUCAGAGGAUGAUGCCCGUGAACAGAACAGCCAAGCCCUUCCCGGGGUCUGGGAACCAGCCGGCCACUCCCUUCUCUCCCAGCCGAAACGUGACAAGUCCCAUCGCUGACUUUCCUGCGCCUCCACCUUACUCUGCAGUCACGCCCCCACCUGAAACCUUCUCCAGAGCAGUGUCGAGUCCAACAGCUGGCCCAGCGCCGCCCCCUCCGUGGCCCCAGCCUGCCCCAUGGUCCCAGCCGGCCUUUUACGAUUCGUCUGAACGAAUAGCUUCCCGGGAUGAAAGGAUUGCGGUGCCAGCCAAGAGAACGGGGAUACUGCAGGAGGCCAAAAGGAGAAGCACGACAAAACCCAUGUUCACGUUUAAAGAGCCCAAAGUCAGCCCCAACCCUGAACUCUUGUCACUUCUUCAAAAUUCUGAGGGCAAAAAGGGCCCUGGUGCGGGAGCAGAUUCCGGACCUGAAGAAGACUACCUCAGUUUAGGAGCAGAGGCUUGUAACUUCAUGCAAGGCUCCUCUGCAAAACAGAAGACCCCGCCUCCUGUUGCUCCAAAGCCUGCUGUCAAGUCCUCAUCCUCCCAACCAGUAACUCCGGUUUCUCCCGUCUGGUCGCCAGGAGUGGCUCCAACGCAACCUCCUGCCUUCCCCACAUCCAACCCGUCACAUGGCACCGUGGUCUCCUCCAUCAAAAUCGCGCAGCCUUCCUACGCUCCCGCCCGGCCUGCAAGUGCUCUGAACCUGGCUGGUCCUUUCAAAGGCCCACAGGCAGCGGUAGCCAGCCGGAACUACACUCCCAAACCAGCAGCUCCCACCCCGACAGUGAACACUGCUCGUGCUGGCGCGGCGGGACCAUCCAAUGAGCUUCCAGGCAUGAGUGGGAAAGGAGCCCAGCUCUUUGCCAAGAGGCAGUCAAGGAUGGAGAAGUAUGUGGUCGAUUCGGACACCGUGCAGGCCCACGCUGCCCGGGCUCAGUCUCCCACCCCGUCGCUCCCGGCCGGUUGGAAGUACUCCUCCAAUGUCCGAGCGCCUCCGCCUGUGGCCUACAAUCCUAUCCACUCCCCCUCCUACCCACCGGCUGCUGUCAAGUCUCAGCCAUCAGGCCUCCAGGCCUCCAAGACAGGCAAGAAAAAGGGCAAGAAACCCCUCAAUGCGUUGGAUGUCAUGAAGCACCAGCCCUAUCAGCUUAAUGCAUCCUUGUUUACUUUCCAACCUCCAGAUGCGAAGGACGGCCUCCCCGCCAAGCCUUCGGUGAAGGUCAGUUCAGUGCCAGCUGCGAAGCAAUCUCUUCCUCCUCGGCCCGUGACCGCCGGCUCACCCACUGAUGUGCAAGCCUCUUCUGUGUACUCCAUGCCCGCCUAUACCUCUCCGCCCUCCUUCUUUGCUGAGGCCACCUCGCCAGCCAGCGCUUCCCCAGUGCCCGUGGCCGUCCCCACCUCUCCAAAGCAGGAAUCAGCCUCAACAUCUUACUUUGUGGCACCAAGGCCAAAGUUCUCAGCAAAGAAGAGCGGUGUCACAGUUCAGCAGACUGGACGCUCUCUUUCUCUUCCUGGAAGACCAGUCCCACCUGCCAUCUCUGCAACAUCUCCUUGGUUAUACCAGCCUGCUUACGGCUACACUAGCAAACCAACUGAUGGGCUAGAGGAAGCAAAGAGACUGACUCCUUGGGAAGCAGCAGCCAAGUCUCCUCUUGGCUUAGUGGAUGAGGCCUUCAGACCCAGAAACAUUCAGGAAUCCAUUGUGGCAAAUGUGGUCUCCGCAGCUCGUAGAAAGGUGCUUCCAGGGCCGUUUGAGGAAUGGAAUGCAAGACUGUCCUAUGUCCCUCAAACCCAGAAACCCAGUGUGGGCUCAUUUGUAAAGCAAGAAUAUAAUGUUGCAUCCCCACCCAAUUAUAGUAUGCCCAGCUCCCAGUAUGGUUCACAGGCACCGCAUGCAUAUUACAGGCAGCCUUCCAGAAACGAUUCUGAAAUAAUGCCCAUGGAGACCAGGUCUGAUUAUUGUCUCUCCAUAACCAACUGCAACUAUAACCCACACCCAAGGGGAUGGAGACGUCAAACAUGA